AGUAACCGGAAGUACAUCAUGCACAUGCGCACUCUGCAAAUCAAAUCGGAAGUUCUAUUCAUUUAAAGCGGCACGUCACGAGGACAUUUCAGCCAAAAUGAUCAGUAAAGUGAUAGGUUCGAAGUAUGUGGCCAUUGCUAAAUCAUGGGUCCCAACUAUGGCUCUAUGGGGCUCUGUCGGAGGCGUAGCUCUGGUCCACCUCACAGACUGGCGAUUGGUUUUGGAUUAUGUACCCUACAUCAGCGGCAAAUUCAAGAAUGACAAGUAGUGGCACUCAGUCAGGUUGGUGUUUUAUAUUUCUCAAAGACUUAAAUAAUAAACAUGAACUGCUGCAGUCCGUACGUUGUGUGCCAGGCAGGCCACUGGAAGGUGUCGUCUUCAUCCUGCUGCUCAGUCAACAUUGAACUGUUCAUCGUCAACAUCCUCUAAACUGGAUUUGACAGUUCAACGUUCCUCAAACUGAAAACGUGGAUGGAAGGAACAUGAAAACACAGAUGAUAAAUGGACUUUUCUUUUCUUUUCCCACUUAGUUUGGGGGUCAGGUAUUUAUUUUAAUCAUCAGUCUCCUGUAUGUCAAACCUGUCCUUCAUGUCAUACUGUAACUGUUUUGAAGUAAAGUGUGUGAGAUGUAUCCUA
Cottoperca gobio is the source of this 636-nucleotide messenger RNA. It is a transcript of the gene uqcr11, whose product is annotated as ubiquinol-cytochrome c reductase, complex III subunit XI. Bases 98 to 268 code for a protein of 56 amino acids. The record is from RefSeq and is a predicted model, not a curated record. Gene Ontology annotation, biological process: mitochondrial electron transport, ubiquinol to cytochrome c. The transcript is spliced from 3 exons. Gene Ontology annotation, cellular component: mitochondrial inner membrane. Lineage: Eukaryota; Metazoa; Chordata; Actinopteri; Perciformes; Bovichtidae.